Molecule: messenger RNA, 3793 nt
Organism: Melanotaenia boesemani (Boeseman's rainbowfish)
Lineage: Eukaryota; Metazoa; Chordata; Actinopteri; Atheriniformes; Melanotaeniidae
Gene: atp8b3
Product: ATPase phospholipid transporting 8B3
Exons: 28
Coding region: 186-3638 (1150 amino acids)
Biological process (GO): phospholipid translocation; Golgi organization
Cellular component (GO): plasma membrane
Molecular function (GO): magnesium ion binding; ATPase-coupled intramembrane lipid carrier activity; ATP binding
Source: RefSeq, a predicted model, not a curated record
UCAGCUGUGUGACUUGGUUGCGAGCACUUCACAAGGACUUGCAACGAACAGUCGAGGUAAGUGUGGCAACACUGUGUAAUGAGUUACAAAACUGAUAAAGGGUGUCUCAGCUGGGGGACAUGAACACCCACACCACUGUUUUCUACUUGAUGUAACAUAACCGGAGUCCGUGUCUGCGCAGAAUCAUGGAAAAAAAAGCUGUUGAGUCUGGCCUCACGUGGGAGGUGAGGGCAAACAGCCGCCACUACCACACACACAAACAGAAGAAGUCCUUUCUGUGCUUCCGCUGGGGGCGAUACGCAGACAAUAUAGUGCGCAGUUACAAGUACUCCCCCCUGACUUUCUUGCCCCUGACACUGUUUGAACAGUUCCAUAGAGCAGCUAAUCUCUACUUCCUCCUCAUGGUGGUACUGCAGUGUGUCCCUGCCAUCUCAUCGAUACCCUGGUACAUUACCAUGAUCCCUCUGCUACUCGUGCUUUCUGUGAGGGGGGUCAAAGAUCUCGUCAAUGACAUGGCAAGAAGACGCUGUGACUCUGAGAUUAACUCCCGACCCUGUGACAUACUCAUCUCACAGAGUUUUAACACGGCACAGUGGAAAGAUCUCUGUGUGGGAGAAGUGCUGCGGAUCCACAAAGACCAAAUCAUUCCUGCAGACCUUCUCCUUCUCUGCAGUUCAGAGCCUCACAGUCUGUGUUAUGUGGAAACAGCUGAUAUUGAUGGAGAGAGCAACCUCAAGUACCGGCAGGCACUGAGCGCUACACACGAUGAGCUGACCUCUCACCCCUCAGAGGAGGCCCUUGGUGCCUUUAAUGGUGUUGUGCUCUGUGAGGAACCCAAUAACCGCCUGUACACCUUCAGAGGUCAGCUGCUGUGGCAAGGAGAGAAUUUUCAUCUGGACAAUGAGCACAUCCUCCUGAGAGGAACAGUCCUACGCAACACAGACUUUGCCUACGGCCUGACCAUAUACACUGGCACAGACACAAAAAUCCUGAGGAACUGCGGAGAACUGAAAGUAAAGACGACUCAGAUGGAGAAAGUUUUCAACAGAGUGGUGAUUGGGAUUGUCCUGUCUGUGCUGCUGGCAGCUCUGCUCCUUGCCAUCGGCAGUGGUGUGUUUUCCAGUCAGGUCAUGAGGCAGACGGGAGCUUUGUCUGCUCUGGUGGUUAAUGGCAAUCCAGUUUACACGGCAUUCCUCGUCUACUGGAGCUACAUCAUCCUUCUCAGCCCAGCUAUGCCCAUAGCACUCUACAUAUCGUUUGAGGUGAUUCACACGAUCCACAGCAAGUUUAUUGGCUGGGAUAUGGAAAUGUAUUGGCAGCAGGCAGACAAACCAGCCCAGGCCAGGAAUACCUCACUGAAUGAAGAGCUUGGCCAAGUGGGUUACUUGCUGAGUGACAAAACUGGGACACUAACCCAGAAUCGCUUACUCUUCAGACAAUGCUGCAUAGCUGGGGAGAUCUUUGGUGAUGCCUCAGUCAGAGCAGAGGAUGUAAAGCCCAUGGAUUUAAGCUGGAAUCCGUUUUCCUGUGGUGGAUUACACAUGUCAGCUCCCAGUCUUGUGGAGAAAAUCAGAGGACAGCAGUGUCCACACACCAGGCAGUUCGUCACUGCUCUGGCUUUAUGUCACACUGUCAUGGCAGAGUGGAAGGGAGACACUCCAGUUUACCAGGCUGCAUCCCCAGAUGAGGAAGCUCUUGUUGGUGCCGCCAGAGAGUUGGGCUGGGUCUUUCUCUACAGGACUAGAGAUUCUAUUGUUGUCUCAGAGCUAGGCAUCACUUGCACAUAUCAGCUACUGGCAUUGCUGGACUUUACCAGCAAAAGGAGACGCAUGUCAGUUCUUGUGCGAGAGCCAGAUGGUGGGUUAAAGCUGUACUGUAAAGGGGCAGAUAUAGUGAUCCUGGAACGACUGCAGAAGGACAAUCCAUAUCAGGAAAGCACUGAAAGAGCUCUGGAGUUUUUCGCAGAGGCCUGUCUGAGGACACUGUGUAUUGCGGUUCGAUCUGUUCCUGAAGCAUCAUGGGAGCAGUGGAGUAAAACUCUUGCUCUGUCUGCUGCCAUGGCGACCUGUGAGCGUGACACACUGCUGGAAAAGCAAUAUGAUGAGAUGGAGAGAGACUUGCAGCUUCUAGGGGUGACAGCAAUAGAGGACCGACUACAGGACGGAGUUCCUGAGACUAUAGCUCUUCUGCAAGAAGCUGGGGUUAAAGUAUGGGUGCUGACCGGAGACAAAAAAGAGACUGCUGUGAAUAUUGGAUACUCUUGCAAACUACUGGAUCCUGAUGCCAAAUUAUUAGAAUGGCAGGAGCUAAGACAGAUACUCCAGUCACCAGACCCACAGGUCAGUUUCUGUAAGAUCAGCCAGACAGAGCUAUGGGCUACACAGAGGGAGACGGCAACGGCAAAGACCUCUGUGGUUCUCACCGGACCUGAGCUGGCAGAGUUUGAGCAGCAACCAGAGUGGGGGGCUUCGUUCAUGAGCCUGGCUGAACAGUGUCAGUCAGUGUUGUGCUGUCGUGUAACACCUGCACAGAAGGCGGAGGUUGUCAAAUUGGUCAGGAAACACACCAGCUCAGUCACCAUGUCCAUUGGUGAUGGUGCUAACGAUGUAAAUAUGAUCAAAACAGCUCACAUUGGAGUGGGAGUGUAUGGAGUAGAAGGAGGUCAAGCAGUGCAGAACUCAGACUUUGCCGUGUCCCAAUUCAGGUUUUUGCAGAGGCUGCUACUUGUCCAUGGCCGCUGGUCCUAUCGCCGUAUUUCCCUCUUCCUGCGAUACUUCCUGUUUAAGACCUGUGGUUUUGCUCUUGUGCAUGUUUGGUUUGGCUGCUUUAAUGGCUUCAGUGCUCAGUCUCUGUAUGAGACAUGGUUCAUUGCCCUCUACACUGCCUUCUACUCAGCGUCACCAGUUUUGUGCAUGGCCAUUUUUGAACAGGAUGUGAGCGCAGAAACCAGCCUGAAAUUACCUGAACUGUACAAGUGUGGGCAGAGACGGGAACUCUCCAGCCCUAUGAAGUUGUCUUUGAGUCUCCUGUACGCUGUCUAUACAUCACUCAUCCUCUUCUUCAUCCCGUUUGGAGUUUUCUAUGACACAGCCUUUGACUACCAGAUCAUGGCAGUCACUGUUGCCAUGGCCGCCACCUUCACUGUCACGAUUGAGAUUGUGCUGUUGAUCAAAUACUGGACCAAAUUCAGUAUAGCAGCUGUAUGCAUCUCUGUGGUGAUGUUCUUCAUCUGCAGCAGGAUCACCCACAGCCCCCGCCUUUUUGAGAGAUCACCUAGUGACUAUUACUUUAUAGGUGCGUCCGACAAGGCCUUCAUUGAUCCAGUUGUGUGGCUCACCGCUUUGCUCACUGCCUGGACAGCUGUUUUGCCCUCGUUCACUUCUCAUGCCCUCAAUAUCAUUCUUAGUGUCCAUGACAAACACAAGGUCCACAGCACAUCCCCUCAACCAGUGGAGCUGAGGUCAAAGUUCAGAAGAGGUACAUCUCUCCGCCGAUCCUCUUAUGCCAUCUCUCAGGGAGCACGGCCUGGGCGUAUCAUUUCCUCAGCAACUUGCAUCCACAACACAGCACUGCAGAUGGAUGAGAAGGUGACAGCAAGUCCCAACCCAAGUGACUCACAGGGCCAAUGUCGGUACUAAAUGCAUCUGUCAUUAUUAAUGCAUGGAUAGUGAUUAAACAUUAAGUUGAAAAUACAUGAUUAUAUUGUUUGCUUCAUGCUACAUUCAUGCUUUUUAACAUAAUUUUUAGGCUAUUCCUAAUUAAACAAGCGUACUGUACUGGCUACUAUUUUCUA